UCCACUCCACGGCCCUCCUGCCCUUAUAAUCGGACCCGCCGCUUUCUGGACAUCAUCACUGUCUCCAUCUACGCCAGCACUCUACCACUACCGUCUUCACUGCCAUCUAUCCACUAGUGGCCACUAGCGUCUACCCCAGAUUGCCACCCGUCUUGACCUCGUGACUGCAUUCCGCCCGUCACCUCCAGGACCGACACCACGUCUCCCACCACGACGUCGCCAUCAUCCGCAACGUUUCCCGGCAGCACACCCCGAAAACAAAUAUACCUCGACAUCACUUGAAAACACUACCAUGUGCGUCGCCGAACUCUGCGUCACGGUCCUCCCGUGCCAGCACCGCUGGUACCACCUGGUUCGCCCUUGCAGCCCCUCCAGCAACCUCUCCACAUGCGGCAAGAAGUUGGGAAUCUCCGGAUGGGAAGUCAAGUGCGACCACUGCCCCUACUGCCACGGCCACGUCUCCGAGUUUGAGUACAAGCUCAUCGGCGACGGACCAGCGCCGCCAGUCGGAUCUCUCUCAGGCCUCGCACGCGCACACUCGACGUCUCUGAACGCAGCCCGCCGGGACAUCCGCCUCGACAACAUCACCCGAACCGACAGUGCUACCAGCGUAGGCAGCAAGAGCAGCUUGGUCACAGCCGCCUCUGAGAAGAACCGCGCAAUGAACUCUCGACUCGACGCCUACUUCUUCCCCUCGGCUGACCAGCCCUACCCUGCUGUACGAGAAGACGACGCCGAGAGCAGCAGCGCGACCAGCCCAAGCGACACAUCAAGCAACGACCGCGCAAGCAUGCGACACUCGUCCAUCUCCAUGUCGGCUGAGCCCUACAAAGCCAAUAUGCUCUCGCGUGUCCGGCAACGCACCAAGCGCAUCUCCACCAUCUUCAGAUGAAGGGACCGUCGGCAUUGCGCUUUCCUUAGCCACGUCAGUACCUACACAACCCACUUCUCAACUCUUCGUAGUUCGCAUCGCGUCCGAGUC
This is a messenger RNA of Alternaria rosae, 982 nucleotides long. RefSeq lists its product as uncharacterized. Bases 293 to 892 code for a protein of 199 amino acids. The transcript has a single exon. The record is from RefSeq and is a predicted model, not a curated record. NCBI's taxonomy places the organism in Eukaryota, Fungi, Ascomycota, Dothideomycetes, Pleosporales, Pleosporaceae.